GCAAGCUUCGAGCUCGGCUGCCGCGCCCAUGCCCCCCAAGGAGCUCGUAAGGAAGGUCGGGGAGGAUGGGUUUGACAUAGACCUCUUCCAGAAGCAGAGCCCACAGCCCCGUUCCUUGUCCACCCCUUCCCCGAACGUCGUGGACGUGUACACCGACUGGUGCGGCCCGUGCUACUCCAUAGUGCCGACGGUGAAGAAUCUGCAGGUGAACGUGGACAUGUUCGAUGACAGGUGCACGGUCACGCAGGUGGAGCGGAGCGCCCUCCCGGAGUACGCCGAGCGUUUCUCGGCGACCAGCAAGCCCCGCUUCCUGUUCUACAAGGGCGGCCAGGAGGUGAACUUUGUAGAGGGCCUGAAGGCCCCAGAGAUCCUCAAGUUCAUCGACCACAACCUCCCCGAUGUGGAGGCCGAGGACUGA
Molecule: messenger RNA, 418 nt
Organism: Prorocentrum cordatum
Lineage: Eukaryota; Dinophyceae; Prorocentrales; Prorocentraceae
Source: the annotation of a GenBank genome assembly